AUGUUGAUGACCAUGGAUAUUACCAUCUCAGGCCUCGCCGUCCUAAAAUACCAUCAUCACAACGCCAUGGCCUCCCCAAGCAACCCAGGCAUCCGCACCCGGUUACUCAUCAUCGCAGACACCCAUGGCAUGCACUACCUCCCAGACACCAAGCCCCUGCAACCCAUCGACGUAGUCAUCCACUGCGGCGAUCUCACCAACGACUCCCAACUCUCAGAAUACAAAACGGCCCUCCACCUGCUCAGCCGCAUCGACGCCCCCCCUCAAGCUCCUCAUCCCCGGCAACCACGACUACACCCUCGACACCCCCCAACCUACCAGCACCUUCUCGACCACCACCAACACCAACACCAACAAGAACAAUCACUCCACGGCCGCCCCGGCGCCACCCACCGCCUCUUCACCACCGCCCAGCACACCCACAACAUCCACUGCCUCUCCCAAGGCACCCACCACUUCCCGCUCGCCAACGGCGCGCACCUCUCGCUGUACGCGUCGCCCUAUACGCCCGCGUUUGGCGGCGCGCCGGGGUUCCAGAUUUUUCCCCCGGGAGGAAGGGCAUGA
This is a messenger RNA of Chaetomium globosum CBS 148.51, 564 nucleotides long. RefSeq lists its product as uncharacterized. The transcript has a single exon. The record is from RefSeq and is a predicted model, not a curated record. The coding region runs from base 1 to 564 and encodes 187 amino acids. NCBI's taxonomy places the organism in Eukaryota, Fungi, Ascomycota, Sordariomycetes, Sordariales, Chaetomiaceae.